AUGGAGGGUCUACUUCGAUGGAAAGCCAGCCUUCAUCGUAGUAAUCGAGUCCAUAACAAUUCCCUGCUACUCCCUUCAUGGACAAUGAUGAUGGCAAACGGAAGCAACAGCAACCCAUGCAAGUGGGAGGGACUUACUUGCAAUGAGUCUGGACUCAUCACCAUUAUAAACCUCUCCAGCAUGGAUUUACAGGGUACGCUCCAUGACUUCAACUUCUUAUCCUUCCCUAAUCUUCUCGACUUUGAUCUCCAUAACAAUUCACUUUUUGGUCCCCUCCCAGCCACCAUUGCCAACCUUUCCAAACUCACCAACCUCUAUCUCUUCACUAACAAUUUCAACGGCUCAAUCCCUCCUGCUUUUGGCUCUCUCAACAACCUGCUUGUUCUAGAUCUUGGUGAUAAUCAACUUUCUGGUUCGAUCCCUUCCACCAUUGGAAGCUUGAAAAAUCUUUUUGGGUUGUAUCUGUACUCAAACCAACUAAUUGGAUCAAUUCCCAUGGAGAUAGGAAACCUGACGAACAUGCAUGAGUUGGUGUUGCAAAAUAACAAUUUAUCAGGCUCCAUCCCUUCUUCUCUGGGCAACUUGAACAAUCUCACUUCUUUUUUGUUGUUCCAGAAUCAGAUAUCUGGAUCCAUCCCACCUGAACUUGGGAAGUUGGGUUAUCUUUCUCAGCUUGAUUUGUCCGGAAACUAUUUGACAGGUUCAAUACCUGCUUCUUUUGGAAAUUUGGGAAGCCUAGUCUUCUUGUACCUCUAUUCAAAUUCACUCUGGUUCCAUCCCUAUGGAGAUUGGAAACCUGACCAUCUUUAUGACCUACAAUUGUCGAAUAACUAUCUGAUAGGUUCCAUCCCUCCAGAAAUUGGAUACUUGAGAUCUCUUGGUCGACUCUAUUUGUCGAGCAAUAUUCUCACCGGCCCACUUCCUGCUUCUCUUGGAAAUUUGACAAAUCUAAAUAGUAUCUUCCUUCUUGAUAAUCAAUUAUCUGGUCAAGUACCUCAGGAAAUCGGCAAUCUUACAAAAUUGCAAUAUUUGCAGCUUGGAAAUAAUUCUUUUAAUGGGUAUUUACCACAAAAUUUAUGCAACCGUGCGUCGCUCAUAAGAAUUUCUGGAAAUGAUAACCAUUUCAUAGGCCCAAUUCCCAAAAGCAUGAGAAACUGCACGAGCCUUACAAGACUUCGCCUUGACAACAACUACCUCACAGGAAACAUAUCAGAAGUCUUUGGUGUUUACCCGAAUUUAACUUACAUUGAUUUGAGCUACAAUCAAUUGUCCGGUGAGGUUUCACAGAAUUGGGGAAAGUGUCUACAGUUGACAAGCCUAAAAAUCUCAGGAAAUAAGAUUUCUGGUCGAAUACCACCUGAGCUUGGAAACUCAACUCAAUUGCAAGGACUAGACCUUUCUUCUAAUCUCCUAGUAGGCCAAAUUCCAAGAGAAAUGGGGAGGCUUCGAUCUUUGCUGACACUAGAUUUGAACGAUAAUCAGCUCUCUGGCACCGUACCAAAGGAUGUGGGAUUCUUCUCCAACCUUCUGUAUCUUGACCUCUCAAUGAACAAUCUAAGGGGAUCACUUGGAAGCUUGAAUAAGCUCACAAAUUUGAAUCUCUCUCAUAACAAGCUAUUUGGUUCCAUUCCAUCUACUUUUUCUGAAAUGCUAAGUUUGAUAACCAUUGAUGUAUCUUACAACGAGUUAGAGGGUCCACUACCUGAUAAUCGAGCCUUUCAAAAAGCUACAAUGGAAGCUUUCGUUCACAACAAAGGCUUGUGCGGCAAUGCCACAGGUUUGCAACCUUGCAUUUCUCCAUCAACCAAAAUGCAAACCCCAAAAGAGAGCCAUAAAUCCUUGAUUCUUAUCAUAUCUCUCUUAGCAGUAUUGCUUUUUCUCCUAUUUGCAUCCCUUGGGACUUUUUUAUUUUUUCGCCGAAGAAUGAAAAGCAUAGAGGAGAAUACAAGUGCAAACCAACAACAUGGAGAUGUGUUUACAAUAUGGAACUUUGAUGGGAGGAUAGCAUACCAAGACAUCAUUGAAGCAACUGAUCAGUUCGACCCCAAGCAUUGCAUUGGCGUGGGAAGACAUGGAAGUGUUUAUAAAGCAGAGUUGUCAUCAGGUCGACUGAUAGCUGUGAAGAAGUUCAACUCUUCUUUAGAGGAAGAGAGUUCUGAUCAAGAAACUUUCAGAAAUGAAAUUCUUGUGAUGACGGAAGUGCGACAUCGAAAUAUUGUGAAGUUGUAUGGUUACUGUUCCCACGUGCGGCACUCAUUUUUGGUUCUUGAAUAUGUGGGGAGAGGAAGUUUGGCUAAGAUCCUAAGCAUGGAAGAAGAAGCAGUAGAAUUGGAUUGGGCGAAAAGGGUCAAUAUUGUUAAAGGUGUUGCCCAGGCCAUAGCUUAUUUGCACCAUGACUGCUCACCUCCAAUAAUUCAUCGAGACAUCUCAAGCAACAAUAUUUUGUUGGAUUCAGACUUUGAGCCUCAUGUCUCAGACUUUGGCAUUAGUAGAUUUUUAAAGCCUGAUUCAUCCCUUUGGACAGCUCUUGCAGGGACAUUUGGAUAUUUUGCACCAGAACUUGCUUACACAAUGAGGGUGACUGAAAAAUGUGAUGUCUAUAGUUUUGGUGUAGUAACAUUUGAAGUGAUAAUGGGAAAGCAUCCAGGAGAACUCAUCUCCACUUUUCCAUCAUUAUCCUCUUCAGGAUUAUCAUCAAUUGAGGAAAACAUAUUAUUGAAAGAUAUGGUUGACCAGCGCAUCUCACCUCCUAUAAAUCAAGUUGCUGAGAAGUUGGCUUCAAUUAUGAAGCUUGCAUUUUCUUGUUUGUGUGAAAAUCCAAAUUCUCGACCAACCAUGCAACAAGUGUCUCAAGAGCUAUCAAUUUGCAGCAUUUCCCAAGGCAACUCCACACAAGAACUUUGUGACAACUAUUGAAUCUCGAGAUGUGAAUUCAGUUCAAGAGAUGAAGAAUUUGUGUGUUGUUUAAGCCUGUUUACCCUUUUCUUUCUUGUGUAUUUGGUAUGUUGUGAAGAAGGCGGUUUGUUUUUCAUGUGUCUUAUACACAUUAUUGUGAAAUCCCUAUUAUUUCCUUGAUAGCCAAAUUAUGAUGAGUUUGUAUGUUUUAUCAUGUCUGUCUUAUUUUUAUUUAUUUAUAAUUUAUGUUUUUUUUUUUUUUUUUUUUUUUUUUUUUUUUUACUAUUCUCAAUUGUGUGUGCAUGUGUUGUGUUUGUUCUAGAUAUAACUUUGAAGGGAAUUAUUUACAUGAAAUUUGUGUUCAUUGUCUGUGAGGGCUGUAAAUUUUUCUACUUACUUCUCGUUGAUCAUUCAAUUUUUACUAUUGAACUAUGUUUGGGUAGGUGCUUCAAUCAUGUUCUGAAUUCAUCUGGAUUAAGGAUCAGACCAUUAGGUUACAAUAUAUGGGCUGAGUUGCAACUGAGCAUAGCAGAAUCUAUGAAGAUCAACUUCCUUAUGCCAAACCUUCUUAACUACCUUUAAAUUAAGAUUUUUUGUUUUUAAAGGAGGUUGGCAACACCAAAUCUUAUCAUGACAAGAUAAUAACCAUUUAAUAAUGGUUUGUUUGACUUACUUAAAGAUAAAAAUCACUUACUAUUAUUCUUAAUAGAUAAUACAUGGUGUAAUCAUUUUUCCCAUCCAAAUGAAAAUGUUAGGAGAAAACAGUAAUUAGACCAGCACGAUCAUUAAGUUCUGGUUAAGCCGUUAAGUCUUUUGAAUAGGAAGUUAAGGUUUCUAGGAUGAGAAAGUAAGUUUAUCUAGUAAUAGAUAUUUUUAGCUUGGUGGGAAAGGGUGAGAAUUCAAUGUAAGAAGAUCUCUUCUUUUUUUUUCAUUUUUUAAAUCAAAGAAGGUGGAGAAGCACCCCCAUCAAGCAAUAUUAUUGAAAAAAAAAACUAAAGAAUUCUUUCCUUCUUUUACAAAACAGGUUGUACAAGAAAGUUAGAUGGAUUGACUAUCACAUUUAGAAAUGAACUAGGGAAGCUCCUCUAGCCAGAACAUGAGCUUUCAGAUUACAUGAUCGAUCGAGGUAUAUAACAGAACAAAAAAAACUCAAAACUACUACACAAAAAGACAAUAUCAGAAGCUAAAGUAUUGGUGGCCCAAUCCAAAGCUGCAUUAGCGUAAUUUAGACAAGAGAUUAACCCAAGAGAGUCAAAACAGCAUUAAAUUUUCCUUAAAUCAAGGCUCCUACCAAGGAGAACUCUAUCUCUAAGAGCUACAGCCUCCAUUGAAAAUGCAGAAGAGCUCCUACUUGGUCUACACUUAGCAGCAACAAAACUCAUAUCUUCAUCAUGAAUAAAGAAUCCCCUGCCACCGCAACCAUGAUGAGAACUUCUAUUUUUCUGAUACCUACUAAGGUAAAUGUAAGAGACUUGAUCCUAGCUAGGUCUUCAAAACAACAAGCCAAGAACUUUACCAAUUGGCACAUUGUAGUUGUGAAAGAAUUCAGAACAGUGUAACCAUAUUCUUUCAAUCUAAAUCAAGUAUAGGAAUGUCAAUAAAAAAGACUUCAAAGUUGAGAGAGAGAGAGAGAGAGAGGAAACAUUUUCAAGAAGUCAAAAUUCCAAAGUACUUUUCAUUUAGGCCAUUGAGUGAAGGCUGGGCCUUAAUUUCUGAGCCUUACAAACAACACAGGCUGUGGGUUUGCAAAGUCUAAGCUAGCCAUGCCAAAAGUUUAAGUGGACGUAGAAAUUGUAGACCAUGGGCUAAAGGCCCAAGUGGGCGCUUCACUCCAUUAAAGCUUUCAAACACUCACAAGCCCAUUAAGAUGACCAGUUAGUUCAUUGGGAGCUCUAAUGACCUUAAUCUGGCUAACCUAACCUACUGUAUGUAUAAAUCCGUUACCAUCAAUCAUUACAUUUUAUCUAAUUAAUUUUCUUGAUCAUCCUUCUACCUUUUGCACAUAGAUUGCAGAUGAAAAAAAAUUUCUUAAGGGUUAUUACAUGCCUAAAUUACUAGUUCCCGGGUAGCAAUGUAAAUACUAAGUGAAUGUGUUAGAUUUUUUUAUUAAUAGUUCUGUAAUUAGUUCAUAAAACUCCUCAAACUAUUUUUAUCAGAAUAUAAACCAUAAGAGGCACUGUUAUCAUAAUGGAUGGAUAUCUCAAUAAAAUGGAAACAAAUCGGACUUCAUGGCAAGGCAUACCUUCACUAAUAUGAUCGGUAAACAAUAAUAUAGUGAUACACAAGCUUCUUUUUUUUUUUUUUUUUUUUUUUU
Macadamia integrifolia is the source of this 5209-nucleotide messenger RNA. RefSeq names its product MDIS1-interacting receptor like kinase 2-like. The record is from RefSeq and is a predicted model, not a curated record. NCBI's taxonomy places the organism in Eukaryota, Viridiplantae, Streptophyta, Magnoliopsida, Proteales, Proteaceae. Gene Ontology annotation, biological process: protein phosphorylation. Gene Ontology annotation, molecular function: protein kinase activity; protein binding; ATP binding.